UGCUGGUGUUAUUUUCCGGAAAAAUAAGACCAACAUGAACACCCAUGAGGUUAAAAUAAAAGAGUUGACUGCAGCGGAUGCAUUUGUCAACGCAAUUUUGACUAAAUUGAGUGGAACAGAUGAAUAAUGCAACAAAAAAUCGGUGCCUCGUUUCGGUAGCAGCCUAAUUGCUGCAAAUUCAUCGAACGCAUCAAAAGAAUGUAUUUGGCAGGCAUGAUUUUACUCGAACGCUCUAGCACAUGUUCGAAAAUCCUGAAGCUUCGGGUUCAUUGCAAAAGUCCAGCUUGAGCUACGGCGGCGCCAAGCACAUGCACACCAAGGGUGAACGUGAGCUUGUCGAAUUCCUUACUGACGAAAUUUUGGCUGAACGUAAAUCACCAAAUAUUUCGACGAAUCCCACCACUUUGGAUAGCUUCAGCGUUAAGCGGGUUGACGGUGAUGUGGAAUUAACCAAGAAGAGUGAUACGGAGAGCAUCGUCAUAAAUUUCACUGCCAACCACACUGUAGACCCUGAAGAUGAGCCUGAACUGGAUCUCAAUGCUGAAAUCGGUAAGAUGCGUAGCAAAACCACGCUUUGAAGUGGAUAUU
Rhagoletis pomonella (apple maggot) is the source of this 588-nucleotide messenger RNA. Its product is annotated as complement component 1 Q subcomponent-binding protein, mitochondrial-like. Bases 240 to 578 code for a protein of 112 amino acids. The record is from RefSeq and is a predicted model, not a curated record. The transcript has a single exon. NCBI's taxonomy places the organism in Eukaryota, Metazoa, Arthropoda, Insecta, Diptera, Tephritidae.